ACUGUUGUAGUAGUGGUAGGUAGCAAGUAUAGGUAGUGUAAAGUGUAAAUAAAUUACAAAUUACAGUAGUUUUAUAAGUAUUUAUAACAUAAAUGCACGCGUAUUACGUACGUGGUCUUUUAAAAUUAAAUAUACAUACGGCUAAUAUUAUAUGUUAGCACAAAAAUUAAAUUUUCAUCAGAAACACAAAAAUGUCAUGAUUGUUUAUUAUAAUGGGAUCAAUUGGUAUUUAAAAUAAAUAUUUAAAAGAUAAGUACCAAUAGAGAAUAAAUAAGAUAAACUGUGAAAUAACAUUAUGGCAAAUUCAGUAAAUAUAUCUAUAGAAGCACCUAUUGAAAAUCAAAUACAGGAAAUAACUUAUGAUGGACAAGAAAUUUAUCAAGCACCUCUGUCUAUGUCAGAAAACCUUUCUCGGUUGGCUCAGAAGAUUGAUUUUGCUAAGACUGAUGAUGACUUUACUUGUAAUAUAAAGAAAGAAGUAGAUACCGGAUCAGAUGUUAAGUCUGAAGAAGACAAGGAACCUGGUUAUCAAUCUAGUUUGUGGCCUUGGGAUUCAGUCAGAAACAAACUUAGAAAUGCACUUACUGAAGUGUGUGUGCUUGCUGAUGUCUUGAGUAUUGCUAAAGAGAAAAGAUACAUGGUAUUAGAUCCAAUCCAAGCUGAUCAAAUUGAGAGCCGUCCAAUGGUGCAGGUGUAUGGUAGAAAAAAAGCUUUGUCAGCAGCUGGUGCAGUGCUUCUGCAUGGAGUAGAACGCCUGAGAGCUAGUGAAACUAUGAGAAUGACUCGAAAUAUGCCUGACUUUCACAUAGAUUUGCUAAGACUACGGCAAAAUUGGAGGCUAAAGAAAGUAUCCAAUACUAUUGUUGGCGAUUUGAGCUACAGAACAGCUGGCUCAAAGUUCAGUCAAACUGGAGUUUUUGAGGUUACAAAAGCCCCUGAGGAACAGAUAGUGCAGGCGAUGAGUAUGAAUGCAUCAGGGCCUGCACCUUCUGCAUUAAGAGUCACGGUGCCACCAGAAUUGCAAGGAGUUGCAUUUAUAUCAGUGUUGUGCCAAAAAGAGCAAGAAGAUGUUGUGACUGCCACAAUAAGCUCUUCAGCCUUAAACUGUCCGGGAACGCUGCCAGGAGACGGGGCUGACUUGCAUUGGCAACAGAAACUUGAAGCCGCUCAGAAUGUUCUGUUUUGUAAGGAGCUGUUCGCAAGGCUCGCUGCUGAAGCUGUUCAACUCGAUGCUUCCAUACCACACAUGGUUGUCGGCAAUCAGAUAAUGGCUACGGUGCUGCCGGGGAUACAAUUGCUGAUAGGACUUUGUCACAAUAACAGACUCAAUAAUAGCGCCAAUGGUGAAAAUGUUAAGAGCGAAAGCGCAUCGAACAGUAAAUCAGAUCACGACCAUGUCCUGGAACAUUCCCUGCACCAGCUCCUGCGGGCUGUCCAUCACGCCAACACACAUCACCCCUUCCCGCACCCAGCCACCGGACCCCUUGGACCUUCCAAGCGACGCUCACUUGCAGGUCCGAUGGCAGCGGACAGAUACGAGCUGUUAGAUAUGAGCAAAGAGCAGUCGCUGCUAGAACAGAUCAUUCAGCAAGCUCAACACUUCUUUAUGAGACGGCGCAGUGAAUACGUCCUCGAUACUAUCGCUAAGGAGGUGAAGGAUCCCCUGAUAGUGUCCCACUGGAACGCGCUCAACAGUCCCACACAGUCCUGUGUCAAGAUCAACAUUAUGGCUCAUGGGUACGACGCGGUGUGCCGAACGUCGCUGGUGGUGCAGGUGGGAGAGAAGACCCUCAAGUGUAUCUGUCGCGACGGCAGAGUGCGCCACCUCUCCUACGAGCUUCAAGAACUGAGAGAUCUCAUAUACUGUCAGAUAUACCAGCACCAAAUGACAGCAGUGCAAGCUGUUGGUCGCUGUAUGGGCUGGCAGCUGCUGGCCAGCAGUUCACAUCUUGGCUCAGGCCCUGUUGAACCACUCGGAAAUGCUUCCUCCUGUCUUCUUGCUUCACAUAAUGGUGAUAGAAUGAUAGCAAUUAGAUGUGAACCAUCAGUUGGUAUUCAAGUAUUUAUUGCUCAAUCUCCAAAGAAAGACUUCUUUGUCAGCGAGUUAGUACAAGAUAAAAAAUGGGAGAAUUUAGGUGGAGCAUUCAAAGAAGUUAAACUUGAUAAAAUGGAAGGAAGGAACUUUCUCAAUAAAAUGGAACUGCUAAUGGCCUGCCUGAGUAGUCCUUCUUGAAUUUACACUUAAAAUGAUAUUAAAUUAAAACAUUGUGAUUGGAAUAA
Messenger RNA from Leptidea sinapis, 2280 nucleotides. It is a transcript of the gene MED17, whose product is annotated as mediator of RNA polymerase II transcription subunit 17. The coding region runs from base 296 to 2233 and encodes 645 amino acids. The transcript has 12 exons. Gene Ontology annotation, molecular function: transcription coregulator activity. The record is from RefSeq and is a predicted model, not a curated record. Gene Ontology annotation, biological process: regulation of transcription by RNA polymerase II. Gene Ontology annotation, cellular component: mediator complex; core mediator complex. Lineage: Eukaryota; Metazoa; Arthropoda; Insecta; Lepidoptera; Pieridae.